GCUCCGCGCGCGCUUUUGUUCACUUCUGUCUCCUCGCGACCGGCGGAACGCGCGCGCCGCUUCCCCCCUACGCUCUUCUUUCUCUCGCGCGCGGAUCACGAGGAGGAAAAGUGAAACACAUACACAUUUUUUUCGCCUUUGCAACGAAAAACAGAACCUGUUGACAUCUUUAUAAGCUGUCGCGCUUUAAAAACAAAAAACAAAAAAUAUAUUAUUUAUUUUUUCCUUACCUCAGUAACGGAACAGAGACGGAACACCUGCACUGAGGAGAACCGGCGCGGACUCGAGAGCUAGGCUAGCUCAGUCGGCUAGCUCACAUUCCUGUGCACUUUGAGACGCCGGAAUUCUCCAGAAGAGGAAAAAAACUAAAAGGAUGUUGAUGGAGUGUCGUGUGUCUGGGAUUCAGUCUCUCUUGACUGUGUUUCUGCUCCUCUCGCUGGAACACGAUGUGGUAUGGGGUGAAACAGUAGUGAACAUGCGGAAGGUGACUCAUCAGGUAGUACAGGUACCUCUGUCAGGCACUGCUGUGCUGCCUUGCAUCUUCACUUUACGGCCCAGCCCAUCUCAUGAAUCUCAUGACGCUCCUCGCGUUAAGUGGACCAAAAUCUGGGGCCACCAUGGGCUUGAUGGACUACAGAGGGAGCAGUCUGUAUUGGUAGCAAAAGGCAACGUGGUGAAGGUGAAGAAAGCCUUCCAGGGCCGCGUCAUCCUGCCUGGCUACACAGAGAAUCGCUACAAUGCCAGCCUGGCACUGACAGGCCUGAGAUCCAGCGACUCGGGCAUGUACCGCUGCGAAGUUGUGGUCGGUCUUAACGACGAGCAAGACACAGUGCCUCUCCAGGUUACAGGUGUGGUCUUCCACUACCGAGCCCCUCAUGACCGCUAUGCCUUGUCAUUCCCUGAUGCUAAGCAGGCAUGUGUGGAAAACUCUGCAGUGAUCGCCACACCUGGUCAGCUGCAGGCUACUUUCGAUGAUGGAUAUGACAACUGCGAUGCAGGCUGGCUCUCUGACCAGACUGUAAGGUAUCCCAUCCAAUCUCCACGGCCUGGUUGCUAUGGCGACCGGGAAGACUCACCUGGUGUGAGAAACUAUGGCAAUCGCGCCACUGAUGAGCUGUUUGAUGUGUACUGCUUUGCUGAGAGCCUGAAAGGUGAAGUGUUCCAUGCCAGCGUGACAGAUAAGUUGAGUCUGGCCACAGCUUCUACUCACUGUCACGAAUUGGGCUCUCAGCUAGCCACAGUGGGACAGCUUUACCUGGCCUGGCAAGCUGGACUGGAUCGUUGUGACCCAGGCUGGCUGGCUGAUGGUAGCGUGCGCUACCCCAUCAAUCAACCACGGCGCAAUUGCGGAGGCGAUGAGCCAGGGGUACGCACUCUCUACCAUAAUCCCAACCGCACCGGCUUUCCUGACACCGCCAGCCUCUUCGAUGCCUACUGCUACAGAGAGAGACAGCCAGAAGCAAAGGCACUUGUGCAGACUUCACAGACUUCAAGCACAAACUCCACAGAUGACUGGGAACAAUUCCAACAGAAUGGAGGCUUUCCUCACCCUUCCACAUGGACUGGACUGGUCGAUCUGGAUAAGGAAGAGUUUAAUUCCAUUGCAGACAAUGACACCUCUGAAAUAUCGGGAGAGCAUGUGGUAAUUCAUCUCAGACCUAGUGACAGGCCAGUGAGCCAGGAAAUACAUGUGUCCAAAGAUCAAUCUCAUCAUGUUCUGGAGCUCCAUGGGGGUUCAGCAAGAGAGGAACCUGAUGAAAGAGACGUGAAUGAGGACUACAGAUUGUCCCUUGAGCCCUCAUUGACCACACCAUUCUCAUCCACACAGGCUCAAUCCAGCAACAGCAUGCUCUUUAACUUUGUUGACUCCAUCGUGAGGCCCUGGAAAUACUGGAAAGGCAAUGCAGAGACAGAGGCCCCUUCAACAGUGUCAAGUCUAUUGAAGGAGACAUCAGAGGAAGUCCAGACAGACAGGGUGAAGACAGGGGGUGGGCUUAGAGAGAUUAAAGGAAGUAUUGAUAAUGCUAUCUUGGAGCCUGAGAGUGUGGAGCCUUCAACUAAACCCUCCACACCAUAUUCAGAGGAAGGACUUUUAGAGCAGGAAAAAGAGGUGGUUCUGCCAGUAUCAGUAAAUGAGCUGAAGAAUCCCAGCAAAUUCCCAACAGAACCUUCGGUUUCACAACCAACAGUAUCCAGAGGACUAAUUGCGUCAGGACGGAUGGAGGUGAUGAAUCCCACAACUGCAACAAGCCCCUUGGGUUCCAGGAGCAGUUAUGGCUCCAUGCCAGUGCUGGGCAGCCAGCAGGAAUGGGCGCUUCGGUCUCUAAGAGGAUACGCUACUCCAAGCAGUAAUGGGAUCCUUACGACUCAGACCAUUGGAACUGUGGAGACCAAACGAAGGGCAAUGGAACUCAUGACAAUUCCGGUCAUCAGGGACAACCAUGAUAACUAUUCUGGGGAAGGCAAGGAUCAUAUUGAAGAGACUUACUCACUGCCAAAGGUGUCUACAUCACAGUCCACUCCACAAAGAGGGAUUUCAGAAGAGGAUAACGAUGCUGAUGGGAGUGGAGGAAAUGAUUCAUUUAUCAGCAGCAGUCAGACAAAAUUGGGUACUCUGGAGGCCUCUGAAGAACAGAAUGUUCUCAUACAAACAACAGUGCAAUGGGAGCGCUUAGAUCUACCAACUGGACAACCCUCUCACAGUGCCAGUGUCUCCAAAGAUGCCACGGCUCCUGAGGAGGCCAGGGGGCAGAUCCUCUACAUGCAUCGUCCUACAGAAACAUCUAGGAAUACUCCUUUUAAAAUGGUCAAAGUGCCUUUGGUCAAGACGAAGCUGAGUCUUGAAAUCCCAUUUGAAAUCCCGACUCCUUAUGCGGCCACCACUUCAGAACUCACCCCAAACUUUUCGAGUGCUACUGACCAAACGCCAAGCAGCACCACCGUGACAACACUUAACAGUCAGAUUCAAACUACAGACGCAACCACUGCUGGAGAUGCUGUGUCCACUACAGACCCUGCAAUAUCAGUUACUUGGUUACCAGUGCUUCAAGAAGAAUCUCAAGAACCACAGACACAUGUGUCUACCACAGUGACUACUGUAAGACUUGAGACUAAGAGUAACACAGUUCACCUGACCACACCAUAUGUGAAGGAAACAUCCCAGCAGGCAGAGACUGAACCAGAGACGCAACCAGCUCCUACCACAGGUAGCACAGGUGGAAAUACCACAAGCCAAGCUAAAGUCGACUAUGAAAACAACUCUUCAGCUGAAUCAGCAGAGGAGGAGCCUUGCCAGACAAACCCAUGUCUGCAUGGGGGCAGCUGCUUGAGGGAAGGCGAAGGGUACAGCUGCCUCUGCCCUCUGGGAUUCUACGGAGAGAGCUGCGAGAUCGAUAUUGAUGAAUGUCAGUCAAAUCCAUGUCAGAAUGGAGGCACCUGCAUUGAUGAGGUCAACUCUUUUGUAUGCCUGUGUCUACCCAGCUACGGAGGAGCCACAUGUGAAAAAGAUACUGAAGGUUGUGAUCAUAACUGGAGGAAGUUCCACGGUCAUUGUUACAGAUACUUCAUUCACCGACUCAAUUGGGAAGAUGCAGAGAAAGAUUGCAGAGAACACAAUGGCCACCUGGCUAGCAUUCACAACAGAGAAGAGCAGGACUUCAUCAACAGUAUGAGCCACGAAAACACUUGGAUUGGUCUGAAUGACAGAACCGUGGAGGAGGAUUUCCACUGGACUGAUAACAUGGAUCUGCAAUAUGAGAACUGGAGGGAGAACCAGCCUGAUAAUUUCUUUGCGGGAGGAGAGGACUGCGUGGUGAUGAUCGCCCAUGAGAAUGGCAAAUGGAACGACGUGCCCUGCAACUACAAGCUGCCCUACAUCUGCAAGAAAGGCACAGUGCUGUGUGGCCCCCCUCCCCUCGUGGACAACGCUUUCCUGAUAGGCCGCAAGCGUUCACAUUACGAUAUCCACUCAGUUGUGCGUUAUCAGUGUGCAGAUGGGUUUCUCCAGCGCCAUAUUCCCACCACCAAGUGCCGUGCCAGUGGUAAAUGGGACCAUCCCAAAAUCCUCUGCACAAAGUCUCGGAGGUCCCAUCGCUACAGGCGCCAUCAUCACAAGUCUCAUCAUGAGCGCAGAAAGCACAAAAAGCAUGGCUCAGGCGGUCAUCGGGGUAGACAGGAGGGUCAUGGUCAUUUCUAACCAAAUUCAAAACCCAUGCUUCUGUGUCCUAAUGAAGUUCUCCUUGUUCCUGCACUGUCUGAAACAUACGGUUUCCUUCAUCAGCCUCUAUCCCUCAAACCUGUGAUCAAAGGGUCGCUGUUAGACUCCACAUAGACUAUAAUGACUACAAUCUUUCUUUUGGUUUUUUUUUUGUUUUUGUUUUUGUUAACUUCACUCUGUUAAUCUGUCCAGCAUUUUACUGUACCUAAAAUGAGCCUAUUCAAGAGAGUUCAUUCAUACCCCUAGGGGUUGAAAACUCUUUUUGGUCAUGUACUGUACUUUUACAUAAGCAGGUAUAAGAGGUGGCAGUUUGGUACAAAAGUGUGCUAAAUUUCAUUUUAAAAUGCAGAAUGCAAAUCAACAGAAACCACGCUCAUCUUUUACUAUCAUAUAUCUUUCAUAUAUUGAGAACAUUUCUUGAUCUUUGUUAACUUUGGUUAGCAGUUUGUAAGGCAUUAUCUUAACUAAAUAAUAAUUCUGAAUAGGUUGUUGUGAUUUCAUUAAGAGGAGUAAUGAUUAUUCUGAUUUAGAAAGAUUGCUUAGCGUUGUUUUGUCUUAGUGUUUAAAAUCUUUUACCACAGCAGCAACACAGAGGAAUCUUUUUUUUUCACUGUUUCUACUUCAGUGAUCAGCAAAUUAAAUAAAAGGAUAGGUGGGCCAGAAAUCAGUCACAUUAAUUGCACUAUUCAACAUUUACAUUUUUAACAUGUACUGAGUAAUUGCUAAAUGGAUAUUAGCCAAAAUCCGUUGAUUAGCAUGACGCCAGUAAUCAAAAAUCAUUGCACAGUUGGCAUAUUAUCUUUGGAUAAACUAAGACCAUGCAGAGCCUAUUUUCCCCAAAGCAUUUAAAAGGUAAGAUCAUCUUGACUGGUAGAGAGAGUGUUUUAAUGCUCCACCAUUGUGAUGCUUUUGGGAAACUCAGGCCAGAAUUACUCAUGCGGUUGCACAAUUUAUUUGGAAAUAUAUAAAGGGUUCUUUUCUCAAUACUUUCAUUUUAUCUUAAAAGCAACAGGUCUCUUCAAACUGGUUGUAUUGUGUAAUGCCUUUCUUUAUUGCAUUUACAGUUUCUAGAAUUCAUCACACAAUACUUAAGCAUUUCCCAAUGAUUUUGCGUUGCAUUCAUGUUAAAUUAGUGUUAGCCUAAUUUUUUUUCUUAUUAGCAGCCCUCUAGUGUUUGAGGUGAGACACUUCCAAGUUUGCAAUUAGGCAUUUUCAACUCUUUAAUGUUUGGUGGAUUUAUAUCAUUUUAAGGGUAAACGUAGCAGUUGUUUUGAUGCAGAAGGAUUUUUCCCACUCAUUGUUGGAGAAUUGUUCGGUGACUAUUUGUAUGAAAGAGCGAAAAUGUAUAAAAGAGAAAGACAGACAGAGAGAGAGAUAAAGCUAUACGCUCUUAAUUAUACCCCAUUUAAACCACAGACUUGUGGACAUCCUUUGAGUAAUGACCUGUACCUGUAAUUACCUUCUCAAAUUGAUUUAAAUAGUUCAGGAGUGAAUGAAAAAUGAUAGACCACUACAACACUGUAGACACAGAUGAUCCCAUUCCAUACACAAACAGAUACCAAAAGGGCUCCUGGAAAUAAUGUUCAGUUGUAGAGGUGCCUCACUUCCACUUUGAGCUACACAUAAGGUCAUGGGGUUAAAACUGUCUGGAGAGGCAUGUAAGGAAAAUAGCACCAGAGACUCAACAUUUGUGUUUCCAAUCGAAACUGUGCUCAGUGCUCACUGUGGUUUGGGUAACUUCUCUGCUCUUUUUUUAAGGACCAGGUGCGUGUCCUGUUUUCCAAAGAAGGCUGCAGCAGCUGACUGGAAUAAGAUCUGUACCAGCUCUCUGCCUUUCUCUCGUCCUCACCACAAAAAUAAAGUGCCAUGCUUUCAUCCGCUCUCCCCUUUAUGCCAACACUGUUUGUGCUUAUCUCUCUCCCUCUGUCCUCCAUCAAUUACUCAAGAGAAUACACUUCCCACUCUAGUCUUCAUUGCUGCCUUUAUUCAGCUUGUCAAUGACAAGGACAUGUGCAAGGUGAUGGAAAAAGCAUGCUUUUUUAUUCCCAAGCAUGCUUAAUUAAUAUCGAAGUUAUCUCCUUGUCGUCCAUUUCUUAAAUGAUGGUGUGAUGCACAUUAAGAGUCACACCGUGACUUUUAGAUAUUAGUUCAUGAUUUGUUUAGAGAAAAUAUCAGACUUGCAUUUGACUGGCUUCUGAAGCUGGCAUUAUUGAUACUAGUAAUCAACCACAUACAGAAGGAUUAGAAUAUAACUGCUCAAAAAUGAGAUUCUGGUAAUAUAUACAUUUGUCAGACUUUUUAAGUUACCUCUCUUUCAUAUAGUGUCAUAUAAAUAGCUUAACCUCAUUAUACAACCGUAAAGGCGGGUCAGAUGGAUAACAGCAGGCCGAAGAAUGACUUAUAAUUAUGAAAAUGAGUCUCUAAAUGGAGGAUGAUCAUAGCUGUUUGUUGGAGAGUGUUCUUCAAAGCUCUAAGAGUCAGCUGAGGCUUCCUGGGGCAACUCUUCUGACUAAUUACUACAGAGCCGUUGAAAUCCCGGAAGUUCUGGGGCAGCAUCACAAACUAGUUAGGUUUCUGGAUCAUGGCCCCAUUUAAGGAACAUCUGUCUCCCAUGAAAUAUGAUAUACCAUGCAUAAACAGACAACAGCUUUGUCAAAGCUCUUGGUUUAAUAUUUGCUAUCGAAAAGUUCACAUACAGAUGUGCACACUUUGUAAGACGUACCUUUUUGUAUUUAUAUUCUAGGUGUUUUAAAGGAGGGCAGGAGUGAGCUAGGGGAAAAGGAGUGACCUCUAUUCUGUCUAGACUCCAUGUUAGAGUUGCACAUCUAUCUUCUGCCAACUGUGCCACUUGGUAUGAGCAGUGUGUGCAGCUUAUCUCCUUCUCAUUGCAUUAUCUUUGCCUAAAGGGGUUUCUGCUUAUAUGCUUUUAUAAAGGGGGGAAGUAACGUAAUGAGGAAGAGGAGUCAGACCUAAUUGACACAGGUUGUUCCAUAUGUAUGUCAUUUUUGCAUUUGUAAUUUGUCCUACACUAAGCAGAAGAAUCACAGGCAAGCUCUUUAACAGUAUUAUAACUGGCAUAUACACUAUGUGAUUUGUGAUAGAUCUCUCAGACUGCAAGCAGAGAGUCAAGACAGUGCAAGUUGACUAAUCUCUAUCCCACACAGAAGUGUAGAGGUGGUUAAUCAAAGCACAGAUCUAGAUUUUGCUUUUAGUUAUUGUACAUAUUUGACUUCAAGUCAUUUGGUUCAUUUUGUCAGUAUCAGCUUUAGUCUCAAAUGACUCUUUACAUUAGCCUUUGUUCUCUUUGGAAUCAUGCAAAAAAAAAAUUCCAUUUUUUAACCCGCCUACAAUUUUGUCUUGUACAACAAUAUAGUAAAUUAGGUUUUAGAAGCUAUUUUAUGAAAAGUGAAGGUUUGGCUCAAGCGUGAGUUUAGCCGAUACACCACACACCAUUCUGAUGACGUAUAAAUAAUCUGCUGCACCAUUCCUCACCUCUGUGAUGUACAUACUCUGUACCUUUCUACUUUUCAUUUCCUGUCAUUUCUGUUUUUUCUAAGUGAACUAUUUCUAUUGAACAAAUUGGGGAAAAUGUUAAAGUGGCCAGAGCAGAGAGAAAAAUCUAACAUCUUGAUAGAGACAUUAUGGUUUCUAUGGACUCAUGUUCUCACAGGUUUCCUUUUGCAGUAGUGUUAUUUCUCUGUUAUAGCUACUGAUGUUGAGUCAGGCUAUGUGAAUGUGCUCCAUGUGUAUUGAUCAGUAUUUAUAGGUGUUCUUAUGAAUUCUAGUCCUGUCAUUGUAUUACCUUCUUUACCUGACAAGUGAUCGAUUAAAAUCAUUUGGCUGGAUCA
This is a messenger RNA of Ictalurus punctatus (channel catfish), 8064 nucleotides long. It is a transcript of the gene ncanb, whose product is annotated as neurocan b. Gene Ontology annotation, biological process: cell adhesion. Gene Ontology annotation, molecular function: calcium ion binding; hyaluronic acid binding. The record is from RefSeq and is a predicted model, not a curated record. The transcript is spliced from 15 exons. NCBI's taxonomy places the organism in Eukaryota, Metazoa, Chordata, Actinopteri, Siluriformes, Ictaluridae. The coding region runs from base 374 to 4195 and encodes 1273 amino acids.